Messenger RNA from Egretta garzetta (little egret), 2322 nucleotides. It is a transcript of the gene ADAM22, whose product is annotated as ADAM metallopeptidase domain 22. The transcript is spliced from 27 exons. NCBI's taxonomy places the organism in Eukaryota, Metazoa, Chordata, Aves, Pelecaniformes, Ardeidae. Gene Ontology annotation, cellular component: postsynaptic density membrane. Gene Ontology annotation, biological process: proteolysis. Gene Ontology annotation, molecular function: metalloendopeptidase activity. The record is from RefSeq and is a predicted model, not a curated record. Bases 1 to 2322 code for a protein of 773 amino acids.
AUGUUCUAUGAUGGAAAUCAUACUUACCUUAUUGAGCCAGAUGAAAACUACACUUCAGAUGAUGACUUCCAUUUCCACUCGGUUUACAAAUCCAAGUUGUUUGAGUUUCCUUCGGAUGACCUGCCAUCUGAGUUCUGGCAGAUGAAUACUACAUCGCAGAAGUUUGUUGUAAAGCCAAGACACAAAAGAAGUAAAAGGCAGGUUCGUCAGAUUCCACGUAAAGUUGAAGAGGAAACAAAAUACAUUGAGUUAAUGAUUGUAAACGAUCACCUAAUGUGUAAAAAGCACCGCUUGUCAGUCGGCCAUACAAACAGCUAUGCUAAAUCGGUUGUGAACAUGGCAGAUUUAAUAUAUAAAGAACAACUUAACACCAGGAUAGUAUUGGUUGCCAUGGAAACCUGGGCUACUGAUAACAAGUUCACCAUAUCUGAAAACCCCUUGGUGACCCUACGUGAGUUUAUGAAAUAUAGGAGGGAUUUUAUCAGAGAGAAAAGUGACGCAGUUCACCUUUUUUCGGGGAGUCGAUUUCAGAGCAGUCGGAGUGGUGUAGCCCACACUGGUGGAAUCUGCUCCUUGCUUAAAGGCGGAGGUGUGAAUGAGUUUGGAAAGCCAGACUUAAUGGCAGUUACUCUGGCACAGACCUUGGCCCAAAACAUUGGCAUUUUCUCAGACAGAAGAAAACUUAUAAGUGGUGAGUGUAAGUGUGAGGACACGUGGUCUGGAUGCAUAAUGGGAGACACGGGGUAUUAUCUUCCAAGCAAGUUCUCCAAAUGUGAUAUUGAAGAGUAUCAUGAGUUUUUAAACAAUGGAGGUGGAGCCUGCCUUUUCAAUAAACCAACCAAGCUUCUGGAUCCUCCAGAAUGUGGCAAUGGCUUUGUGGAAGAUGGAGAAGAGUGUGACUGUGGGACGAUAGCGGAGUGUGCCAGCGAAGGCGGGGAGUGCUGCAAUACUUGCACCCUGACGGCGGGUUCCCAGUGCAGCAACGGGCUUUGCUGUCGGAAGUGCCGGUUUGAACCUAAAGGAGUUUUGUGCCGAGAAGCAGUGAAUGAUUGUGAUAUUGCAGAGAACUGCACAGGAAAUUCCAGUCAGUGUUCUCCCAAUAUUCAUAAAAUGGAUGGAUAUUCAUGUGAUAACAAGCAGGGUAUUUGCUUUGGAGGAAGAUGUAAAACCAGGGACCGGCAGUGUAAAUAUAUCUGGGGUGAAAAAGUGACAGCUGCUGACAGGUACUGCUAUGAGAAGUUGAAUAUUGAAGGGACUGAGAAAGGAAACUGUGGAAGAGACAAGGACUCUUGGAUACAGUGCAAUAAACAGGAUGUGCUUUGUGGAUACCUUCUGUGCUCCAAUAUAUCCAGUGUGCCCAGACUUGGAGAACUUGAUGGUGAAAUCACAUCGUCAAUCUUGCAGUUUGGAAAAGUGUACAAUUGCAGUGGCGGCCACGUGAAGCUCGAUGAAGAGACGGACCUGGGCUAUGUGGAGAACGGGACACCGUGUGGGCCCAACAUGGUGUGCCUUGACCAUCGCUGCCUCCCUGCUGAGGCCUUCAACUUCAGUACCUGCCCAGGCACCACAGACAGCCAGAUUUGUUCAGGACACGGUGUUUGUAGCAAUGAAAUAAAAUGUGUCUGUGACCGAUUUUGGGGAGGAGAUGACUGCAGUUUUCGCAUCAAAGAUGAUAAAUUUUUUGAUAAAGAUGCCAUCAAUAAAGGUGUUGUUAGCACAAAUAUAAUAAUAGGGGCUAUUGCUGGCACCAUUUUAGUGUUGGCCCUCGUUUUAGGAAUAACUGGUUGGGGUUACAAAAACUACAGAAGACAGAGACAAAUACCCCAGGGAGAUUAUGUAAAAAAGCCUGGAGAGGCCGACUCUUUUUAUAGCGACAUGCCUCCUGGAGUCAGCACAAACUCUGCAUCUAGUUCUAAGAAGAGGUCAAAUGGAUUAUCUCAUUCCUGGAGUGAAAGGAUCCCAGACACAAAACAUAUUUCAGACAUUUGUGAAAAUGGGAGGCCUAGGAGUAAUUCUUGGCAAGGUAAUAUAGGAGGAAACAGAAAGAAAGUCAGAGGCAAAAGAUUUAGGCCACGGUCUAAUUCAACUGAGUAUUUAAACCCAUGGUUCAAAAGAGAAUAUAAUGUAGCUAAGUGGGUAGAAGAUGUGAAUAAAAACACUGAAGGACCAUACUUUAGGACACUGUCUCCUGCAAAGUCUCCAUCUUCGUCCACUGGAUCUAUUGCUUCCAGCAGAAAAUAUCCAUACCCAAUGCCACCACUUCCUGAUGAGGAGAAAAAAGCCAACAGGCAAAGUGCCAGGCUAUGGGAGACAUCCAUUUAG